GGGUUUGCGCUAAUGUAUGGGUGGCGGGGGGUGCUUCAUGUGCCUGCAAGUCCGAGAACAUCAGAUGUGAUGGGAGCUUUGCAUCUCAGGAAAGGGUUGUGAUGAAUGCGAUCUGCGUGUUCCUCAGUCAGCGUGUGCGUAUGUGUAUGUGCGCGUGUGAGAGACAGAGAGAGAGCAGGAGAGAGCGAUAGAGGGAGCAAGCAGGAGAGAGAAAAGCCAGUGAGAAAGGAGAGAACACAGAGUGUGUGAAAGAGAAAGGUGUCUUUGUAAAACAGGAGUGUUUCACUGGAAACUACAGCCAUGGAAACUACAUCAGAGGACAACCAAGAGCAGAGCCAAGACAAAAAAGGGUGCUUUGAAUGCUGCAUCAAGUGUUUGGGCGGUGUUCCCUACGCUUCCUUGGUCGCCACCAUCCUCUGCUUCUCCGGCGUGGCCCUCUUUUGUGGGUGCGGCCAUGUAGCGCUCACCGGUACAGUCACCAUCCUGGAAAACCACUUCUCCAAAACAUUUAGCGAUCACGCAAUGCUGACUGACGUGGUGCAGCUAAUGCAGUAUGUUAUCUACGGCAUUGCCUCAUUCUUCUUCCUGUAUGGCAUCAUCCUGCUGGCCGAAGGCUUCUACACGACCAGAGCUGUCAAGGAGCUCCGCAGCGAGUUCAAGACCACAGCAUGUGGCCGCUGCAUCAGUGGCAUGUUUGUGUUCCUGACCUACAUCCUGGGUGUGGCCUGGCUGGGAGUCUUUGGCUUCUCGGCGGUGCCUGUUUUUCUCUUCUACAACAUGUGGUCCACCUGUGCCGCCCUGAGGUCCCCGGUAGCCAAUCUGACAUCCGAGGACUCCAUCUGCAUCGAUGUGCGGCAGUAUGGGGUUAUUCCAUGGACUGCAACUCCCGGGAAAGCCUGUGGAGCUACACUGAGUGACAUCUGCGACACCAGUGAGUUCUAUCUCUCCUAUCACCUGUACAUAGUAGCCUGUGCUGGGGCAGGAGCCACUGUUAUCGCCCUGAUCCACUUCCUCAUGAUCCUGUCAGCCAACUGGGCCUACCUUAAAGACGCUAGCCACAUGCAUGCGUACCAGGACAUCAAAACCAAGGAGGAACAGGAGCUGCAAGAUAUCCAGUCCCGUUCAAAGGAAUGCCUCAAUUCCUACUCAUAAAGAUUUCCCAGGCCCACCCUCCCCUUUCUCUUGCCCACUCUAGGUGCCAGAUGAAGACAAAACACACCUUCAGUUAUGCCCAGUAACCCUAACAUGCGGCACUAACACAGCCCCUAACAGCUAGUGCAUCAGCAUCAUUUUCUGCAUUAAUCUGCCAUGACACCGGGAAGAGCCGUAGUUUUUGUUUAUAUGUACAUAAAAUCAUAUGUGCGUAUAUAUAUAUAUAUAUAUAUAUAUAUAUAUAUAUAUAUGUGUGUGUGUGUGUGUGUGUGUGUGUGUGUGUGUGUGUGUGUGUAUCCUUUUUACCUUUUUAAUUGUUUGGAGUACGUGUUUCAGAAUGAUCUUCUUCUGUUCCUAUCUCUGCAAUGUACCGAUAAACCUUGAGACAUUGCACUCUGAAGAAAGAGUUCAUGCUAAUGAUUUGCCAUGUUUUAGGAGAAGAAGCUGUUUCCUUGAAGGUUUAUACUUUGUUGCACAAGAAAAGGAGCAUACAUUUCGAUAAGUACACAAAAUUAGCGCAAUGUGUUUUACGUGCAUGACUGUCUGUAUGUAUCACCUUGACUUUAAAGGGAGGGAAUCGCUGUACCGAAACGAGUGUGGAGAUGUGCUGUUGUCGGGGGAGCAAUGCAUGCAUUGUAUUUUGGGAAAUGUAGUUUUAAGUGGUCUAGUGGAAACAUCAGUUUGACAAAUAUUCCUGUUUUUCAAACAACCUUUAGUACAUAGUGAAACAUGGUAUAUAAAUUUCUUUCCAUUUGUAUAAAGACUCCAGCAUAUGUCUGCCUGUUUAAGAAAAAGAAUUAUGCAAUAUUGAUGAUGAGUUUCCCUAAACGUACAAUGACCUAAAAUGUUGACCAUUUUCAAUCUACCUCAAGUUCAAAUGUCAAAUACUAACACUGAUGAGACUUAUUUGGGUGAUUUAACCAGAAAAACCAGAUAGGUCGAGCAGUAUGUAUUCAUAGUAUUAUUUACUAAAACAGAAAAAAUAUUUGUAGUGCUGCAUUUAUAUUGUUAUAUGCAGCUUUUACCCGAAGAAAAUCCAUGCUGCAAACCAUAUUAAUUUAUAUUUUUAUUAAUAUUGCUCAUUUUCCAUGUCUUGGAAGUUAGAGUGGAAACAUGUAUAGUGUUGUCUGGCUCUACAGAAAAAAAAAUACUGGACAGAAUAACAACAACUAAAGAAAUCGGGAGGCAGUAGUGGUUCAAAUUUUUUAAGUAUCUCAUAUUCCCUUCAAUUUUUUUAUUUUGCAUUGAAAUUACAAAAAUAAAGCAUAGCAUGAAAAAAGGCAGCAUUAAGUGAACUGAUUGUGAUAGCAGGAAUUGCAUUGACAACAUUUUCUGUUCUAAAACAUAAUGGUAAUCACUGCCUUCUUCAGCUGGUUCUGAAUGCUCCUUGGUCGAUUAUUAAUGCAUUCUAAUCUCACCCUCACCUUGUGUAAAGGGUGUAACCUCCAAGUCUCUUUCCUUGUCAUUUUUAAAAUUUUGAUCUACAAUCAAGUAUUACGUACUGCGACCAUUCCCACAGCAGACUUGAGUAUGUGGAUCUUUUGAAAAGGUGAGAUUACAGAUUACAGUGAAGGUCGGUUUAGACCAUGACCUCAUACUUUCUGUAGUUAGAUCAUCCCCCAGAAGAAGCAUAACUGACCAAACACAAUAUGAAUAUGUUAUAUGUGAAGAAUUUUUUUAUUUUAAUAUUUUUAAACACAUCUAAACCUUGAAAUGAAGACUUAUUUUUGAACGCUGUAUUUCUAUGUUGCUUUAAUGUAUGAAGGCUUAAAUUCUGAUGUAAAUCACUGAUUUGUUUUUCUUUAAGUAGAAAAUAAUGUACUGGGAUGUUUUGGUGUUUCUUCAUUAUUGCAUGAAAAGAUGAUGAUAGAGGUGAUGUGUAGUCAUUUGUACUGACAAAAAAAUUGUAGCCAUUGUUUGCCCAUAUUUUAUUUUUUUUAUUAGUUUUAUUUUUAUUUUAUUUCUGACAACCUUUUAUGUCAAAUGCAUUGUAGUCAUAGUUUUUUUGUUUCUGUCUUCGUUUUUUUUUUUUUUUUAAUAAAAUUUAUUAAUUCUUUAUAGUGCCAAUUUGUAAUGUUAUAGUAAACUGAUAUUUUCUACAACUGCCAACGAGGUUUCAUGUGUUUUGUUGGAGUACAUAAUGGCCAUUUUCAGAGUGAAAUAAGACCCUUCAUCAUUCUAGUGUGUCUUGAUAAAACAUAUAUCUGUUUUGUGAAUGAACAGAAACAUUUAAUGUCAAUGGAGCAGAACUUCUCAAUUUAUUUUUGUUUCUUUGAUAAUAGAAAAUACGGUCAGCAGAAUUGUGUACAUGUUCCACAUAUGUGAAAUGUUAACAUACAGUGCCCACAGAAAGUCUUGGGAUGCUUGCCUAAUCUGGUAAAAAAAAUUGCAAAUUUAUUUAUUUAUAUAACAGAAGUCAUUACUUUAUAUAUUUGAAACAACAAAUUUUAGGUAAAAGAUUUAUUUCAAGUAGUGAUAAAUUGAAACCCAAAUUAUACUUCUAAAAGAGCUGAUAUGAAUUAUAAAGUUAGUUGACAAGCAUUCUCAUUGGUUGAUUUAUAAUUAGUAACACCUUUGCAGUAACAUAAAACACCAAACAUCACUGUUCUGUUUAGUAUCCCUUUGGAAGCCAGUGGCUAGAACAUAACUGAUUCAGUCAAAAAAAUUAUGACUCUUAAAAAGAAAAUGUAUGUGCAGAAGAUAUGGACAGAUAUGUUAAAUAUUGCUUGUCUAUGGACUUUUGCUGUGAAAGCAAUAGAUUUGCAACAUUUUUACAAAAUUAAGCAAGAGUCACAAGACUUUCUGUAAGCAUUGUACAUGAAUUGAUUACUUGAUAAAUAUAGUACACAAUUUCCUUUAAUUUUUGGUAAUUAUGCACUUAAGCACUGAUUUUUAAUGGUUAAUUCAAUGGGCACUGGUCAAAGGCUAGAUUAGCGAGUGUCCUCUUGAGGCUGUGAAGGAUUGUAGAACAAUGAAGAACUACAGGCAAACAAACAGCUUUGUAUACUUAGCGUACAAAUGUUCAAUAAAAAUGAAAAUGAAAUGACAAUA
Molecule: messenger RNA, 4203 nt
Organism: Paramormyrops kingsleyae
Lineage: Eukaryota; Metazoa; Chordata; Actinopteri; Osteoglossiformes; Mormyridae
Product: neuronal membrane glycoprotein M6-b-like
Biological process (GO): central nervous system myelination; axon development
Cellular component (GO): myelin sheath; plasma membrane
Molecular function (GO): structural constituent of myelin sheath
Source: RefSeq, a predicted model, not a curated record